UUAUUUUGAAGGUUAAGCACGCAAACCGGAUGUCUUCUCGAUACCAACGUUGUUUACUAGAACACUCCGUUUAUUUACCUGACUGAGCUCUGUUCGGUCGCGAUAUCGCAGUUAACACUGAAAAUUAAAUAAGACAACAAAUGGAGACAAUACACAAAGUACUCGGCUUGGAGUGGAUGGACGGCACGAGUCUUUUAAUAUUUCUGUGUGUUUUUCUGUUGUUGACUGAUGUUUUGAAGAACAGAGUGCCGACCAACUUUCCUCCUGGACCCUGGGCUCUUCCUUUGAUUGGUGACCUUCAUCGCAUCCAACCCUCCAGACUUCACCUGCAGUUCACAGAGUUUGCAGAGGAAUAUGGAAACGUUUUCAGCCUUCGGCUGUUCGGUGGAAGGAUUGUGGUGAUUAAUGGCUACAAGCUUGUAAGAGAGGCCCUGGUCCACAAAGGAGAGGACUACAUAGAUCGCCCCAUCAUACCAUUGGCGGAAGAAUUAAUUGGGAACAGAGGUCUGGUGGCAUCAAAUGGCAAUCCAUGGAAGCAGCAGAGGAGAUUUGCUCUUCAGACACUCAGAAACUUUGGUGUGGGCAAGAAGAGCCUGGAGCCAUCCAUCCAGCAGGAGUGCCAAUAUCUCACUGAAGCUUUUGCCCUUCAGCAAGGCAAGCCUUUUGAUGCCCAAUCACUGAUUACCAGUGCUGUGUCCAACAUCAUCUGCUGCCUGGUGUUUGGUGAUCGCUUUGAAUACACUGACAAGCAGUACCAGGGUAUUCUUCAGAAGUUCAAUGAAAUAGUGUACUUACAGGGAAGUUUGUGGACACAGGUUUAUAACACAUAUCCCUGGCUGAUGAAGUGGGUGCCCGGACCUCACCAGAGGAUAUUCACUCUGACACAAAACUUAAUGGACUUUAUAGAGAUCAGGAUUAAAGAACACAGAGAAAGCCUUGACCCGUCCUCACCGAGAGACUACAUCGACUGCUUCCUCACAGAGAUGGGAGAGAAGGAGGACACAAAUUCUGGUUUUGAUUUUAAAAAUCUGGCUGUUUGCACUCUGGAUCUGUUUGGUGCUGGAACUGAAACUACUACCACAACUUUACACUGGGGACUGCUAUUCAUGAUGUACUACCCUGACAUACAAGAGAGAGUCCAGGCUGAGAUAGAAUCUGUCGUUGGUUCAUCCAGACUGCCCUCUGUGACUGACAGAGAAAACAUGCCCUAUACUGAUGCAGUCAUCCAUGAAAUCCAGAGAAUGGGCAACAUCAUCCCCCUCAAUGUGGUCCGCAUGACAAACAAGGACACCGUGCUUGACAAGUACACAAUCCCAAAGGGCACCACUAUCUUACCCACGCUGAAUUCAGUUCUACAUGAUGAGUCGAUGUGGGAAACUCCACACACCUUCAACCCUCAACAUUUUCUGGACCAGGACGGCAAAUUUAGGAAGAGAGAGGCCUUCCUUCCUUUUUCAGCAGGUAAGCGUGUGUGUCUUGGGGAGCAGCUGGCCAGGAUGGAGUUAUUCCUCUUCUUUACCUCCCUCCUUCAGAGGUUUUCUUUCUCGGCAUGCGCUGGAGAGCAGCCCAGUCUGGAGUUCAAGUUGGGAGCCACUCGCUGUCCCAAACCUUACCGCGUCUGUGCCGUACCACGAUAAACCACCAACUGAACCAUCUGUUUCACAACACAAUGAAUCACAGCGUUCCAUUACAGUUAUUUCACCAGCAAGGACCACACAAUCAAAAGAUACGAUUAAAUGAUUUACUACCCCAAUUCCAAUGAAGUUGGGACGUUGUGUAAAACGUAAAUAAAACCAGAAUACAAUGAUUUGCAAAUCCUUUUCAACCUAUGUUCAAUUGAAUACACUACAAAGACAAGAUAUUUAAUGUUCAAACUGAUAAACUUUAUUGUUUUUUGCAGAUAUUCACUCACUUUGAAUUUGAUGCCUGCAACAUGUUCCAAAAACAGGACAGGGGCAUGUUUACCACUGUGUUACUGUGUUAUCACCUUUCCUUUUAACAACACUCAAUAAGCGUUUGGGAACUGAGGACACUAAUUGUUGAAGCUUUGUAGGUGGAAUUAUUUCCCAUUCUUGCUUGAUGUACAACUUCAGUUGCUCAACAGUCCAGGAUCUCCGUUGUCGUAUUUUGCGCUUCAUAAUGCGCCACACAUUUUCAAUGGGAGACAGGUCUGGACUGCAGGCAGGCCAGUCUAUGUACUCGCACUCUUUAACAACGAAGCCACGCUGUUGUAACGUGCAGAAUGUGGCUUGGCAUUGUCUUGCUGAAAUAAACAGGGACGUCCCUGAAAAAGACGUUGCUUGGAUGGCAGCAUAUGUUGCGCCAAAACCUGUAUGUACCUUUCAGCACUGAUGGUGCCUUCACAGAUGUGCAAGUUACCCAUGCCAUGGGCACUAACAUAAUAACACAGAUGCUGGCUUUAGAACUGUGCGCUGAUAACAAUCCGGAUGAUCCUUUUCCUCUUUGGCCCGGAGGACACGACGUCCAUAAUUUCCAAAAACAAUUUGAAAUGUGGACUCGUCAGACCACAGCACACUUUUCCACUUUGCGUCAGUCCAUCUCAUCUCAGAUGAGCUCGGGCCCAGAGAAGCCGGCGGCGUUUGGGUGUUAUUGAUAUAUGGCUUUUGCUUUGCAUGGUAGAGUUUUAACUUGCACUUGUUGAUGUAGCGACAAACUGUGUUAACAGACAAUAGUUUUCUGAAGUGUUCCUGAACACAUUGAUGUCGGUUUUUAAUGCAGUGCCGCCUGAGGGAUCGAAGGUCACGGGCAUUCAAUGUUGGUUUUUGGGCUUGCCACUUACGUGCAGAGAUUUCUCCAGAUUCUCUGAAUCUUUUUAUGAUAUUAUGGACCGUAGACGAUGAAAUCCCUACAUUCCUUGCAAAUGUACAUUGAGAAAUGUUGUUCUUAAACUUUUGGGCUAUUUGCUCACGUAGUUGUUCACAAAGUGGUGAACCUCACCCCAUCCUUGCUUUUCGGGGAUGCUCCUUUUAUACCCAAUCAUGACACUCACCUGUUUCCAAUUAACCUGUUCACCUGUGGAAUGUUCCAAACAGGUGUUUUUUGAGCAUUCCUCAGCUUUCCCAGUCUUUUUUGGAACAUGUUGCAGGCAUCAAAAAGUGUGUGAUUAUUUGCAAAAAACAAUAAAGUUUAUCAGUUUAAACAUUAAAUAUCUUGUCUUUUUAGUGUAUUAAAUUGAAUAUAGGUUGAAAAGGGUUUUCAAAUGAAUGUAUUCUGGUUUUAUUUACGUUUUACAUGUUGUGGCGAGAGGUUUUCGUCCUGAAACCCGUAACUUGCUUAAAGAAGUGGUAUUAUGCUUUUUGGCUUUUCUCCCUCUGCUUUAUUGAGUUAUUUAUCUUUUUGUGCAUGUAACAGGUUUGCAAAGUGAAAAAGCCCAAAGUCCACCCCAAAGGGAGUCCACAUCUCCCACAGAAAACUCUGCUCUGAACUGCCUGAAAACAGCUCAUUUGUAGUCCAGCCGUUUCCCUUUCAUCCCUGUGACGUCACAGGGAUGAAGUGCAUGUAUGGUUUUGUGUAAAUAUACAGUGUAUUGUAUACACAGUCCUUCAAUUAAACCACUAGUCUACCUGUUUCCUUUACUAUUUGUCUAAUACAAAACACUGCACUGUAGGUUAGAAAAGGUUAUCUCCUUCAUGUAGGCCUACAUAUGACAAACUGAAAAGAACAAGCUACUUUUGAUGUGUUUUAUUUCCAGUUCAUGCUUUUUCAGGCAGUUCAUCAGAACUUGAUGAAUACAAUUUGCAGUUUCAUCACUAUCUUCAUAAAAGUCAAGUAACUUCAGACACAGAAAAAUGCGUUUCUGCGUUACGGGGGGGGCAGACCGGGAUUCUUACUGCUGCAAGCAUGUAGGCCAGGGGUGUUGGUCUUAUAAUAAUAAUAUUAUUAUUAUUGUUGUUGUUGUUGUUUUUAUCAACAGCUGCUGCUGCUGUGUAUGCGACCUUUCUUUUCUUCGUGAGAGGGAACAAUUUAGAAAGUUGCAUGGCGCUGUGGAGAGCCCCAAGCUGCAGUAGUGCAUGGAUUAUGCGUAAUAUUCCUCCAGCCAGAGGGAAGAUCAUGAACUGUUCACAGCGCGCCAAGUUUUGUGCUGAGUUUUGCCUGCCUGCUGAAAAUUACAUGCACCUUAGGGGUAGUAACGCUAAUUCAUACUGAGAAAAGAGGUGGAUGCAAAUCUCAGCAGGUAGCCUACAAUAUCUCUUCUGCCGAUUUAUGCAUUCACCUUUUCAGACACUUUGCUGCAGCAAUGUGCAAUAUGACAAAAAAUAUGGUGUUUUUUGAAAAUUGUAAACAUGUAAACCUGUUCUGUUCUGGUGAGCAUAAUACCACCUCUUUAAAAUCCUUAGUUUAACCCUCAAAAGUACAUAUUUAGAUCAGUGAACAUGUCAGUGCAUCCGAAUGAUGGAAGUCCUUGCGUCAUUGUUUACGAACAAGAUAGUCAAAAUGUUGCCAUGUUGUCAGUAUAAAAUUAGUGUACUCUGGAAGUAUUUUCUGAAUUAAACUAUGGCUGAGGUGUUGAUGACAGUGA
Molecule: messenger RNA, 4540 nt
Organism: Micropterus salmoides (largemouth bass)
Lineage: Eukaryota; Metazoa; Chordata; Actinopteri; Centrarchiformes; Centrarchidae
Product: cytochrome P450 2J1-like
Exons: 9
Coding region: 141-1637 (498 amino acids)
Biological process (GO): xenobiotic metabolic process
Cellular component (GO): cytoplasm; intracellular membrane-bounded organelle
Molecular function (GO): iron ion binding; heme binding; oxidoreductase activity, acting on paired donors, with incorporation or reduction of molecular oxygen, reduced flavin or flavoprotein as one donor, and incorporation of one atom of oxygen
Source: RefSeq, a predicted model, not a curated record